GUGCGCCGCUAAACCCGUCGAGCUCGCCAGCCUCUCUUUCGUUCGGCCCACCACCAUCUUUCUUCGGCUUUUUCUUCACUCAUAGAGUGGUCAUGGCACCCACAAAUGAACUCGAAUACCUCAAGUCUCUUGUAGCACAGCUCAAUGACAAAAUUCAGAGCCUCGAGAACAAGGCAAAGUCAGCCGUGACGCCUACGAAGACGCCUGCCCAGCAGCUCAGGACUAUUCUCAUCGGUCCUCCGGGUGCUGGCAAGGGAACGCAGGCUCCCCGCAUUCGCGAUGAGUUCUGCGUGUGCCAUCUCGCCACCGGUGACAUGUUGCGUGAGCAGGUCCAGAAGCAGACCAAGCUCGGGAAGGAGGCGAAGAAAAUCAUGGACGCUGGAGGACUCGUCAGCGACGACAUCAUGGUUAACAUGAUCAAGGACCAGCUGGAAACUAACAAGUCCUGCAAGAACGGCUUCGUACUCGACGGUUUCCCUCGCACGGUCCCACAAGCUGAGAAACUUGACUCCAUGCUCGAAUCCCGCAAGGAGAAGCUCGACUCCGUCGUCGAACUCGUCAUUCCCGACCAACUGCUCAUCUCCCGUAUCACCGGCCGUCUCAUUCAUCCUGCCAGCGGCCGGACAUACCACAAGGAAUUCCAACCACCAAAGAAGCCUAUGACCGACGACGUCACCGGCGAGCCCCUCAUCCAACGCUCAGACGACAACGUCGAAACCCUCACCAAGCGCCUGAAGUCCUUCCACUCCUCCACCGGUCCCGUGGUAGAGUACUACAAGACCAAGGGCCUCUGGCAGAAGAUCGACGCCGCGCAAUCUCCCUCCGUUGUUUGGGAUAACUUGGGCAAGAUUUUCAGGGCGCCGCCUACGAGUAAAUAGACAUGUACAUACACGAGUAGAAACGGACUAUCUUAUUGCGCUGCCCUCCUGGUCGA
Molecule: messenger RNA, 934 nt
Organism: Stereum hirsutum FP-91666 SS1
Lineage: Eukaryota; Fungi; Basidiomycota; Agaricomycetes; Russulales; Stereaceae
Product: adenylate kinase
Exons: 4
Coding region: 93-878 (261 amino acids)
Biological process (GO): ADP biosynthetic process
Cellular component (GO): cytoplasm; mitochondrion
Molecular function (GO): ATP binding; AMP kinase activity
Source: RefSeq, a predicted model, not a curated record